GCAUGUGGAAAACCAAUUGCAAAAAACAGAAAUUAAACGCCGAGUCUUUCCUCAUAUAAUACCCUUGGUGAGUAUAUUACAGAUACGAACAUCCUUGCAGCCUGUUAUCGGCAGAAGUCGCAACAAUGAAGUACAUUAUGCGGCAUUCUGAGAGCCCUCAGCAGUUCUGUGGUGUUAGAGUGGCACCAACAACUCUGAAGAAGCUGAUCACUUCCUGCCUUGUGUGGAAAAGGUUGUGAAGCUCCAGACAUGGUUGACGAUAAUUGAGGAAACUUUCGAUGCAAUCAGCUAUGGAGUCGUGUGAGUUGGAUUUGGACAAAGUGUUUGAGGUCAGCCGCUUCGACUACAGUCAAUGGAUGGAGCGAUCAGCAGCUGACGAUGGAUCCGCUUCCUUCAACAUGCUUAUGUCCACCUACGACAUCUUUUAUCGGCAUCGAAAUGCCACUUCUGAAGACACAGGCUGCAUAGGGACGAUUUUUAGUGAUACAAGAUCGUUCAGUAGCGGCUAUGAUAAGAUCAAUAGUACAGCCAUCGUAGUUCCGAGAUUUUUGCAUCAUGUAUUCGACAAUGUCCAUGGCCAGAAUUACAAUACGGUAGACGCACACAGCCUGGCCGCACAAACUGCUAGAGUCACGUUGUAUGAUGACCGUGAAGAGGAGCUUGCUAAUGUUAUCGAAGAGGAGACAACUGUUAACGAAUCCCAUGAGAACAAUUGCGAAAAUGACGGGGAUAUGGCUGAUAACUACACAGUUGAAGGCGCCAGUGGGCAAACGAAGCCUAAGAGGAGAGGCGGACGUCGGCAUAAAAGUCACUUCAUGAAAAAACCAAUGGCUCUGUCGGAGGUUAUUUUAGAGCUGUUAGACAACGAAAGGCGCGAAAAUGCAUUACGGUGCUUAAGUGGACAUCUUAUCGAGAGGAGAGAGUCGGACGUUGGCUUCUACCGCAGUGCCGCUUAUCAGCUCUACUACUCCUGCAGCACUAUUGCAAUCCUGGUUCAGGAAGUAAUCACAGUCUACGGGAGAAUCUAUGCCGGCGACCUCACUGUGAGAGGAUCUAAGCGCCUCGCAAACGUCUUAACAUGUUUCCAGUGUAUAGCUUCCAGUGAGGAGACUCGUAUUCCAUUUGUGCGAGCAAGAAUUCCAAACCUCUUGUAUCCAUUUAUCCUCUCAGCGUUCACGGAGGAGGUGUACGAGAAUGUUCGAGCAAUAUCAUUAUCAGUCAUCCACCUGAUUUGCAAGGGCUGCGAACGAGAAGCAAUACAAUGGGCACUUGAAUCUGACACUGUUCCAGCCUGCCUCCACGUCAUCGAGAUUGGGAGUAAACUCUCCAAAGUGAUUGCAAUGUCCAUAUUGGAGUCGAUUCUUCAUGAUGAUCGGGCGCUUGAAGCUAUUUGCGGACUGGAAUGCAGCCUUGUUUUGGAUGUUUUGAAGAUGCUUGCAGAUCUGGUUGCUAUACUGGGAGUGGUUCAAGAUUUCUCGACUCGCCUCAUCUUCCAAGUAGUUCGCAGUUAUACUCUUCUCUGUCAACACCCAAGAGCUCUGGAGUUGGUACGAAAUCAGCUUCCUCGUCAACUGCAGGACCACACCUUUCAUGGACUCAAGAAGGUGUAUCCACUCUUCCGAAGUCUCCAACAUCAACUGCUGCUCUGCAUUGGGAAAGUCGACACAUGGAUGCCUCAAACAUCACCUGAUUCUGAAAAGUUAAGCACUCCAAGCACGGGCACCUCUGGGUAUGGCAAGGAAAGUCGAUCUUCAGAAAAUCGCCUGUGGAAGCAGAUUUUCACCCCAAGAUCCUCAUCUAGGAAACUGUCUCCUCAAUCACCAAAGUCGCAGGAUUUUGGAAGUCCUCUCCGGCCGCUGGACCUAAACAAAAGAGACUGGUAUGGUUUACCUUCCAACUUCGAGUAUGUUGAGCUGGCUUUCGGCGGGGACUAGUACUUGGCAUAUCCUAUUGCAAUGCACGUUAAGCUCACCAUUGUACUCUUCUGCUGCUUUAAUAAUUCCAUAUAAUGUGGACCUCUACAGAGACAACCCACAAUGAAUUGAACUGUAAUGAUGCCCUUGGUUAACAGAUGAUGGAUACACACAUUGCAUGAUAUAUUUAGACGAGUUUCCAGAAACUCUGCAUCCUCAUCAGCAAUUUUAAAUCCACAAGAACUGUUUCACCCAAUUAUAUAUUGCAAUUGUACUCUGUCACUGACUGCCCUAAUGACCGCAGCCAGUUGUAGGAAAUGAAA
This is a messenger RNA of Physcomitrium patens, 2236 nucleotides long. RefSeq lists its product as uncharacterized. The record is from RefSeq and is a predicted model, not a curated record. Gene Ontology annotation, cellular component: CCR4-NOT complex. Lineage: Eukaryota; Viridiplantae; Streptophyta; Bryopsida; Funariales; Funariaceae. Gene Ontology annotation, biological process: mRNA catabolic process.